Dendronephthya gigantea is the source of this 2034-nucleotide messenger RNA. RefSeq lists its product as uncharacterized. NCBI's taxonomy places the organism in Eukaryota, Metazoa, Cnidaria, Anthozoa, Malacalcyonacea, Nephtheidae. The record is from RefSeq and is a predicted model, not a curated record. The transcript is spliced from 10 exons. Bases 679 to 1803 code for a protein of 374 amino acids.
CAACUAGAUUUCUCUCUGCUGUGUGAAAAUGCUAAGCUAUUGAAGUACGUCGUGAGCUAAGCAACAGCAGGUGAGAGGCGAGACGUGAGAGGUCGUUCCGGGCAGGUCUAAUAACAAGUGUAAUUACAUCGGUGAUUAUCGUGAAUGCUCAUUCCUGAUUGGUCGCGCAAAACGCGAUAAUCAGCCAUUGCGUCUUUUGGAAAUGGCGGCAAAGUCAAUUAUGGCUUACGAGGCAUAGUUUUGCAACGGCUGCCAGUGUUCGUGUCAUAAGUAAAAGGUUACAGACGUAAAGAAUUUGAAUCAGGAUCGGUGAUUUAAAAACCUCCGCUGAUCUAAGCUAGCCUGCGCGCAGACUGGAUCGGGAUGGAUAGACAUCGGGUAACACCAUUGGGGACUGGAAUCUCAUCUUGGUUGAGAUUUGAUUCACUCAAGGUCGACGAUCGACAUCAAACAGAGAUAUACAGUUUCAAGAAUAUAAUUAUAUAAAAAUGGACUAAAUGAAAUUCACAUACCAUAUGUAACCUAAACCUCUAUUCAUGCACUGAUGAUUUGCUGAGCAGAGCGUGCCGUUCUAGGCCCGUUUUAGACUGAGCUUAUCAGAGUAAAGAAUACCUGUAUUCAUCUUAUGGUUUUAACAGAUAAGAGGGAAUUCGAAAGAUUUAGCACUUCACAGGAAGGAUGCGUUAUAUAACUGUAUUUUGCGGACGUUACAGUCUGGAAACAGGAACGCGGUUUGUGGCUUGGUUUAAUAUCGUUUUAUAUUUAAUGAACAUUAUUUUGAACAUCACUUCUGUGGAAGCUGUGAAGUCUUACAGAGACAAUAUUGACGAACACAUAGAUUAUGACGAAGACAAGCUACUUGCCUUCAAUUAUAUUUGUCUGACAUUUGGGGUUGUGACAAUCUUGCUGUCAACGGCCUUCCUGGUGAAAUAUUCUGAGUCCGAAGAUUUUAUACACUUCAUGAUAAGAUGGAAUGUCGUGAGGUGUAUCUUUGUUUUUGCUGCCAUUAUUUACGUCACAGUCGAUAUGGACCACAUAAUAACUGUAGCCUUGUCAUCAGUCCUGAUCACAGUCGACCUCUGUGCGUCGACCUACUUUACUGGUGUGAUGGCAUCAUACGUUAAACAGUUAGAAGAUCCAAACUGGCAGGUGCAUUCAAGUCAGCCAGAUAAAACUGCAGAACCCUCUAUUCAUUUGGUUUCUCAUAAAAAAUCUUUACCAACGGAAAAGGUCAGCUAUUUUAAUGAAGUUGCAUAUACAGCGUCUCCAAGUUUUGUAGAUGUUUCAUUGGAUGAUGAAGAACCCGGAGAAGUUGUAACAGAGGAUCACAAUUCAACAGCAACGGCGAAUGACCGUAUUAAGAGUGCAUUAGCUACAAAAGGACCAUCAAGUAAAGUGUUUGGUGAAUCUGGUGAUGGUAACGAGAUAUCAAGCAACGAAGAAUCGCCACUAGAGGAGAAAUCAACAGAAGAAAAGCUUGCCUUGGACAGCGUGAAUCAGAAUUUAACUUCCUCGGAAGGAAUGACAGUGCCGACUGUGGAGAAUUCUGAGACUGAAACUGAGAAACAUUCUGAGAACGAAGAAACAAAGAAUAUCCUAGAAAAGGAGAAAGAUGCCAAUGAGAAUGGAGUUGCAAAUGUAGCAUUUGACGCAGGCGAAACAGAUCCACCAACUGUUGUCCUUAUACCAGCCAGUCCUGUUGAAAAUGCGGAUUUGAACGGGAAUACGAACGAGAGAGGCGAAGACAAGGCGGGAGAAGAGAAUCCUGCGUUUGAGCAAGUUGAUGCUGACGAGACCACCUGAAGAGGUGUAAAAUGACUUUAUAUUCAAAUGAUUAUUUACUCUUUCGCAUUAACUCUACUAAGCAGUUAACAAGACUAACGUCUAACGAUAUUCCUAUGAUUGUAAACUACAACAGCACCUACGUGGCUACUUGCAAUGAUUGCAAUCAAAAUAUAGCAGUCUCAGUAGGCUAACUGUUGAUUUUGCUACUAAUCAUGUUAUAUACUGUGAUCAUUUUUAUAAACUAUUGAC